AUGCAGCCUGAUGGAGAAGGUACAACGAGGAAUAUUGGACGACAUGCGCUGUGCAGACCUCUUUCUUCGCUGGUCAUGGUCGUGUGCUCCCCUGUCGUGCUGAAGGCUGGUGGGCCUGAGGCGUCUUCACAUGCAGCACGAGCUGGAUUGAGUGGUGGAGUGGACACCCACCUCGAGGCCGUUAUGCGUUAUAUGGCGAGAUCAAUGGGCAAACUAUUGAUUGCCGUUGGGAGGCGGUGCACAUAG
Cordyceps militaris CM01 is the source of this 246-nucleotide messenger RNA. RefSeq lists its product as uncharacterized. Bases 1 to 246 code for a protein of 81 amino acids. NCBI's taxonomy places the organism in Eukaryota, Fungi, Ascomycota, Sordariomycetes, Hypocreales, Cordycipitaceae. The record is from RefSeq and is a predicted model, not a curated record. The transcript has a single exon.